This is a messenger RNA of Lotus japonicus, 621 nucleotides long. RefSeq names its product auxin-induced protein 15A-like. Lineage: Eukaryota; Viridiplantae; Streptophyta; Magnoliopsida; Fabales; Fabaceae. The coding region runs from base 162 to 440 and encodes 92 amino acids. Gene Ontology annotation, biological process: response to auxin. The record is from RefSeq and is a predicted model, not a curated record. The transcript has a single exon.
UUUCUCUAAGACUUGGGUUUCCAAAGAACCUAAAAUCCUAUAAAUACACAUCUUUCUUUCACAAACAACACAAAUCAUUGGAUCCUCAAGUAUUUAGAUUCAAUAUCUGCUUGAAUCUGAGAUCUUUGCUUUGCUCUUCUUCCUUCAAACAAGCACAGAACAUGGGUUUCCAUUUACAAGCUAUUCGACGGGCAUCAUUCACGGCUAGCAAAGCAGCUUCAAAAUCUUUUGAAGUACCAAAGGGCUAUCUUGCAGUGUAUGUUGGAGAGAAACAGAAGCGGUGUGUAGUCCCAAUAUCCUACUUGAACCAACCUUUAUUUCAAGACUUACUAAAUCAAGCUGAGGAAGAGUUUGGAUAUGAUCAUCCCAUGGGUGGCCUCACAAUUCCUUGCAGAGAAGAUGUUUUCCAACAUGUAAUUUCUUGCUUGCAUGGGAACUAAUACUAAAUCUCUCACUAUAGCUUAUUGACAUAGAUUAGGAGAGAAAUUUUGUACAAUAGGCAUCUUCUUAACUUGUAAAAAUUACCCUUUUCAUGGGAAAAACUUACCGUCUGAAUUACAAUGAACUCAGCUACCAAGUCUUUCUGUUUAUCAAUUACAUUUUUCACUUUUCCCUGCAACU